This is a messenger RNA of Engraulis encrasicolus (European anchovy), 1773 nucleotides long. Its product is annotated as tumor necrosis factor. Gene Ontology annotation, biological process: immune response. NCBI's taxonomy places the organism in Eukaryota, Metazoa, Chordata, Actinopteri, Clupeiformes, Engraulidae. Gene Ontology annotation, molecular function: tumor necrosis factor receptor binding. Gene Ontology annotation, cellular component: membrane. The record is from RefSeq and is a predicted model, not a curated record. The coding region runs from base 179 to 916 and encodes 245 amino acids. The transcript is spliced from 4 exons.
CCGACAUCUCUGAGGUAACUUUCAUUGUUGACAUCACGAACCGGGGGCGUGCUUUUAAAUACAUAAACCAUAAUAAGUCGACUAUAAAAACUGGCCACGAGUAUGGUGAAAGUGUCAACUUCUCAAGCCACGCCGCUGUUCCACACACAGACUAGGCGCGAGGGUUUGCGAGUGCGCAAUGAUGGUGAUGUCUUCUGCUUCCGCGCGUGCAGUUUCUAAUUACGAUAUGACCGACUUGAGGCACGAGGAAAUGGUCAUAACACUGCUGAAACACUGUCACUCCAUGAAGCGGCAAGAAACACAUCUUCGACUAGCCACUGGCUUCGUAGUGUUGAUGGGCUUCGUUGUCAUUUUCUUCUUGCAUUAUCAGAGACAUGGCGGUGCAACUCCGGAGGCUGGAGUUGGGCGACAGAUAGAUUCAUUUGCUCAAGCACAACGAGAUCCCUGCCCCAAAACCUCCCAGGAUCCAAUUUCCAGUCCUGCAACCACAUUUGCACUAACUUACCUCCCAGGGUCUACCACACUUCUGCACUGGAGGGCAAAAGGUAACCCAUCACUUUGGAAUAUAACAGACCUUCACAUUGAGAAAGGCGGUCUUUACUACGUCUAUCUAGCAAUGUUGUACAGGAUACCGCCCGGGAAUUGUGAAAAUGUUCAGUACCCGAUGGCAACAGUUAAAUUGCUUAGCGUGAGAUACCCUGAUAAAUGGCAAACGAAGAUGAUCUCUAAGGACAUGAUGAACUGCUCUAAAGAGUACCCCAAUCACAAGACCGUGUACAUGGGACAGAUACUCGAUCUAGAGGAAGGCGAUAAGUUGAAAGUGGAGGUCACUACACCGGGAUUGAUUGACUACUACACCGGAGAAGGAAUACAGUUUGGGGGCCUUUCUUUGCAAGGAAUGACACAAAGCAACUAGGACAUUUGGUUGCUCUCAUGUGACGCCUUGCUGUGUCCACCCCUCACACGUCUCUGUUGUUGUUAUCUUCAACUUGGGACGCAGUGGCUGUGAACUUGUUAAUGACAGAGGUAACAUGGGUCAUUGUAGCGAAGGGGAGUAGAUUUGCCACUCUGGGACUCCAACCCUCCAACCUCUGUGCAUCUAACCAUAACCACCUCAGCUGUGGUACCACCGGUGACCCAAGUUUGGGCUGUCUUGGCUUGGCAACUCUACUCCCCUUUGCUACAGUCAUACUCCUAUAAUCCCAGAGGGAACUUGUUAUUAUUAUUAAUUAAUUAAUUUAUAAGUGAUGCAAUCAUCACCCUGUUGUAUGACAAGACAGGGUUCCAUGAUGGCACCUUUCUUUAUGACCUGACAUGUUUUAUGUUAAAACUAUUGCUUGCAUGCAGAUUUAUGCAUGGUCAUCGCAGUUGCUUUGUAUGAACGCUAUGGGAUGGUUUUGAGACCUUGUGUCACUGUGGGGAGGACUCGUGGUUCUUCUAAGGGAGGUGAUUUUGAUCUGGGAAGUUUGCGGCUUGGACUCCUACAGCAUGUUCUCCAUGGCCCAUGUCCUUGAAGUGCCCUUGAACAAGGCACCCAACCCUACAUUGCUCCAGGGACUGUAAACUAAACCCUGUAAUUCACUUUGGACAAAAGCAUUAGCAUGAUGUCAUGUACUUACCUGUAUCUGUGUUUGUUGUUGUUGUCAUUAUUAUUCCCUCAUGAGAGAUUGUUACAACAUGAUCCCAAGACAAUUUCUUUUGUGCAGUUAAUAAAAGAAACCGGCUAUUUUUGUGAUAUCUCAAGAGUAACGGGAGUGCCUAAUGUUUUGUCAG